Messenger RNA from Cydia strobilella, 1067 nucleotides. RefSeq names its product 1-acyl-sn-glycerol-3-phosphate acyltransferase alpha-like. The record is from RefSeq and is a predicted model, not a curated record. Gene Ontology annotation, biological process: phosphatidic acid biosynthetic process. The coding region runs from base 75 to 923 and encodes 282 amino acids. Gene Ontology annotation, cellular component: endoplasmic reticulum; membrane. The transcript is spliced from 5 exons. Lineage: Eukaryota; Metazoa; Arthropoda; Insecta; Lepidoptera; Tortricidae. Gene Ontology annotation, molecular function: 1-acylglycerol-3-phosphate O-acyltransferase activity.
AAUACAGAUAAUAUUAUCCUCAUUACUAAACAGCGCGGAAACCAAAUAGUGUGCGUGUGGAGUGGUCUGGCACAAUGUGGGACAAAAUUGUGUUAUUUGUUACAAUAUGUAUGGUAACUUUGUUUGUGAGAAAAAUUAUAUCAGCAAAACCGAAUAAAAUUCAGUUUUAUUCCUAUUUCGCUUUUUUCUACGUAACAAGUUCUCUACUGGCAUGUGUAAUUUGGCCGUACUUCUUGUUGAGCCCGAAAAAUGUGAGAAAUGCAAAGUUAUCCGCCAAUAUACUAAAGCAUAUAACGAAGGUAUUAGACAUAAAGUGGGAACUCCGGAACGGAGAGAUCCUAACCGAAGACCGCGGAGCUGUGAUAGUUUCUAAUCAUCAGUCUGCUUUUGACAUCCUUGGCUUAUUCAAUGUGUGGGAGGUAGUAGGUAAAAUGACAGCUAUAGCCAAAAAAGAAAUAUUUUAUGUGUGGCCGUUUGGAUUAGCGGCAUACCUUGCCGGGGUGGUCUUCAUAGACCGCAGUAACGCAAAAAAAUCAUAUGACCAACUGAAGAUCACAUCCGACGUUAUGGUGAAUCAGAAGGUAAAAAUUUGGCUCUUCCCGGAAGGUACCAGAAACAAAGACUACACUAAAAUGCUACCAUUUAAGAAAGGUGCCUUUACAAUGGCGAUAUCUGCACAAGUACCUAUAAUUCCUGUUGUGUUCUCUCCGUAUUAUUUCAUAAAUAGGAAGAAAACUCUAUUUCAAAAAGGUCACAUAGUCAUGCAAUGUCUACAACCUGUUACAACCAAAGGCAUGACUUUAGACGACCUGCCCAGAUUAAUGGAGGAAGUGCGGAAUUCCAUGGAGGCCACUUAUGACCAGCUCGCUAUUGAGGUGUUGGGCAAUUUGCCGAAGAAUUACCAGCACACGACAGCGGGAUAACAAUGGCUUAAUCAGACGUAAUUCUACGUUCACUUCAGGUCUAUAAUAUAUGGUAGCACAAGAAAUUAUUCUACCUAAUGACUGUCCAAAUUGCAGGAAUGGGUCUCAGAGGACAAUUGAACACUAAUCGCCUUAACCCGCGUU